This is a messenger RNA of Carcharodon carcharias (great white shark), 785 nucleotides long. Its product is annotated as RING finger protein 225-like. The transcript has a single exon. The coding region runs from base 1 to 543 and encodes 180 amino acids. Gene Ontology annotation, biological process: protein ubiquitination. Lineage: Eukaryota; Metazoa; Chordata; Chondrichthyes; Lamniformes; Lamnidae. Gene Ontology annotation, molecular function: ubiquitin protein ligase activity. The record is from RefSeq and is a predicted model, not a curated record.
AUGUCUGAAGAAAAGUCCUGUGAUUUGGAGUGUGCCAUCUGCUUCAGCAACUACAACAAUGUCUUCAGAGCCCCUAAGGUGUUGAACUGCGGCCACACCUUCUGCCUGGAGUGCUUGGCCCGCAUGAACAUGAAGUCAAAUGUUGCUGAGGCCAUCCUGUGCCCCCUGUGUCGUGACCUGACAGUGGUUCCCAAGGACGGGUUGCCCAAGUUGGGCAACGACCCGAACAUCCUGUCCUGCCUCCCAGAGGCGAUGCAGAGAAUACACAGCAUCCACUUCAGCCGUGACAAAGGCAUGCUCUUCAAGAAGGGGUCAAGGUCCCAAAGGAUGAAAGAGAAGAAGAAAGUCAAAACGUUCUUUGUAAGCACAGUGAGUCAAAGUCUGGACGUGGGUCACCCAGCCGAACCAGACAGUCAUAGGCAGCAAGACCAGAGCUGCUGCUGGUGGUCUCACAACAAGUGGUUCAUUAUUGUGACAAUUUUUGUUAUCCUGAUGUUUGUGGGUCUUCUCAUCAGUUCCAUUUGGUUUUUUAUGGGCCGUUAGCUAUCGAACAGCAAUGGUUUUAAUUAGCCCAAAAGUCAUAAAUAGUCCUGCAAAAGUUUUUUUAAGCACCUGAAACCAACGAGCACAAGGAACUUCUUCGAGAAUGACAAUUCCUGGUGUGCAGGACAAAGGCUACAGGAUUUGUGGAACAUUGAUAUAGAUUGCACUUUUGUUUUGAUUGUGUUCAUCUGCUAAAUUCAGACCGCGUGUUAAACACUGUUUAUAAUGCCACCUCGACCUUU